Rubroshorea leprosula is the source of this 219-nucleotide messenger RNA. The record is from the annotation of a GenBank genome assembly. Lineage: Eukaryota; Viridiplantae; Streptophyta; Magnoliopsida; Malvales; Dipterocarpaceae.
GAGGACAACGGCUGGUGUAUUGGGGACUGAUAUUGACUGGUGUCUCUGGUGGUGGUGGUGUUGGGGUUAGGUCAGAGUUGUUCCUUCUUCAGUUGUCGAACUGCUACUCCUCCUCCGAUCUCUUCGAAUCUCAACCUGCAUUGCUCUUCGCUUUCGAUCUGCGUUACCCCGCGGGUAAUGUGGUGAGGUGAGCGUCUUCCGGCGACAAUGGACAAUAUC